Caenorhabditis sp. 36 PRJEB53466 is the source of this 1542-nucleotide messenger RNA. Lineage: Eukaryota; Metazoa; Nematoda; Chromadorea; Rhabditida; Rhabditidae. The record is from the annotation of a GenBank genome assembly.
AUGUCUCCGAAGUACACUUUUCUGAAGCUCCCUUCCGUACCGACUGUCCCCGAGGAUUCGCAGUCGCUGAUUGCCGAAGUCUUACGGUUUAGAUUCUCAUUUUAGAGUGAAUAUUGCUAGUUCAAUAAAGUAUUUCUUAUAGGUGUAAUGCGUUCGUUGAUGACACAGUUUACAAGAACGUUGGGCACAUUUUAAAGGAGCCGGAACGGGGAAUUCGCGCAGAAGCAACGCGUCUCGUCAAAAUGCGCUAUAUUGCCGUCGUUUAUCACGCGAUUGGCGACGUGCGGAAACGGGAGGAAUUGAGGAAAUUGGCGGAGAAAAUGGAGAAAUGUAAAGUGCCAAUGAUGAAGAAAGAGCAAGGUUGGCGAUGGAGCGCACUUUCAUUUCCGAGAAUUUCAUUGCAGAUCUCUUUUUUCGGUCACUCUUCCCUUCCGAGUCGAUGCCUGACUUCAAAAAGUGUCUAUACAAGGUGCGGGAGCGUGCAAUUCUGAUAAAAAUGUGUCUAAUUUUGCAGUCUGAUCUUGUUUUGUGCUACUUCCGAAGAGAACUCAAUCAAGGAAAGUUUGAGAACAUUCGGAAAAUACUUUUCGAAAACUACGAGACCGCUAACCUUUACGAUCACAUUCAGUGGUACUUGGAAGUCGUUAAAAAGGAAAAAGUGGCACCAGAAGAAGCGUUUCGUGUUUUUAUGGAAUACACACUUCUCAAGAAUCAUUAUUUCAUGGACGUCAACGAUUUCCUUAACGUUUUGAUGAAAGUGACAGAUUUCUGUUCGGCAAAAGUAACGGAAUGCAGAUUUGACGCCAAGAGAGGACACGUGUCGCCCACUGGAAAAACAUUGAGAAUGAAGAAGACGUACGUUUCCCAAAAAGAUUUAAAUGAGCUGAAGAGGCGGAUUGACGAUUCUGUGAAAAGAACAAGGGAGGGAUUUGUGAAGCCGGCGGAGUACGCGGCGGUGGGCAGGAAAGUGGCAGAGUGGAAGCAGAAGAAGAUAAUCGGUGACGACGGAAACGGAGUUGUGGUGGUGGACGCGCUGAAUUUCGGGCAAGGCGUCGAUCCGAAGGAGUGGCAGAGCAUUUCGCAGAAGUUUAAGCACGUCUUCUUUGCCACGCGUCUUCCUCCGGCGCCGAUUCGCGACAAAGUCUUUAAGAGAUACCAGGGAAACGCCAUGUUCUGCGAUAAACUGUAAGCGCCGAAAUCCAUCGUUUUUCUUUCACAUUCCAAUCGUUCAGUUCUGCCGACGACCUCAUCAUCCUCCGAAUGACACUCGAAUUCGGUCCGAAAACGAGCGUCGUCACCAACGAUUUCUACCGUGAUCAUCGGGACAGCGUCUGCCGCAACGACGCAGAGGUCACGAAGAUCUGGGACGAUUUCCUGAUCGACGCGGUUUAUCGGCACGAGACCGGCCUCAUCGAGCCGAAAAGAGAAUACAACAUUCGAAUCCGUAACGUCAAUGACACGUGGUUCGUUCCAGUGUUCAAUUCUGAAGGAGGAUCCAUGAGAGACGUGAAGGUCUACUGCAUCGAGACGGACAAAAAAUGA